Solanum pennellii is the source of this 906-nucleotide messenger RNA. RefSeq lists its product as uncharacterized. Bases 1 to 906 code for a protein of 301 amino acids. The record is from RefSeq and is a predicted model, not a curated record. The transcript has a single exon. NCBI's taxonomy places the organism in Eukaryota, Viridiplantae, Streptophyta, Magnoliopsida, Solanales, Solanaceae.
AUGCCACAAACCAAUAUUACUCAUCUUCCCUCAGUUGGUUCUGAUCACUGUCCUUUAUUGAUGGAAAUAAAUGAUAAAAAGAAUGCUGUGAUUAAGUAUUUUAAGUUUCUCAAUUGUUGGACUGAUAAUGAACCUUUCUUUAAAACUGUGGAGCAAUGCUGGCAAAGAAAGGUUAUAGGAUCUCCUAUGUGGUGUCUUCAUAUUAAAAUGAAGAGAUUAACUAAAACUCUGAGGGAGUGGUCUAAAUUGGAAUAUGGUGAUAUUUUUGACAAGGUGAAACAGUAUGAGGAAGAAGUUAAGAAUGCUGAAGGGAAGCAUAUUAUGGAUAAUAGUAAGGCAAAUAGAGAACAACUUUCUGCUUCAAAUGCUAAUUAUAUUAAGUAUAUGAAGCUGGAAUAUUCCAUUCUUCAACAGAAAACUCAAUUACAGUGGUUGAAAAAGGGUGAUGCAAAUACCAAAUACUUUCAUGAUGUGAUUAGAGGAAGAAGGAAAAAGAUGUUUAUUCAUAAAGUCAUGACUGAUAGUGGUGUAUGCAUUCAUGGGGAGGAGAAUAUUGCUAGAGCAGCCUGUGAAUAUUAUCAAAAUAUGUUUACAGGAAAAACUGACAAAAUAAGGGAGGAGAUGCUUCAGUGUAUUCCUAAUAUGGUUACUAAUGAACAAAAUAUAGAAUUGGAAAAGAUGCCUUCUGUGGAUGAAUUGAGAAAGGUUGUUAUGAGUAUGAAUCCCAAUUCUGCUCCUGGACCUGAUGGAAUAGGUGGCAAAUUCUUUCAAGUCUGUUUUGACAUUAUUAAGGAAGAUCUUCUUGCUGCUGUUAAAGAUUUCUUCAAUGGUUGUGAUAUGCCUAAAUAUAUGUCUCAUGCUAAUAUUAUUAUGCUCCCUAAGGUUGAUCAUCCAAACAUGUUUUAG